This is a messenger RNA of Ichthyophthirius multifiliis, 462 nucleotides long. RefSeq names its product ligand-effect modulator 3 LEM3 family protein, putative. Lineage: Eukaryota; Ciliophora; Oligohymenophorea; Hymenostomatida. The transcript has a single exon. Gene Ontology annotation, cellular component: endoplasmic reticulum; Golgi apparatus; plasma membrane. The record is from RefSeq and is a predicted model, not a curated record.
GAAUAAAAUUCAAUAAAGAAAGAAGUUUAAAUUUAAGAGAAUGAUAUUACAUGGCCUGAGGAAAUAGGAACGAAAUUUAAAAUGGGAAAUGAGCAAAAUAAGUACUGGAUAGAUCCUGAAAAUGAACAUUUUAUAGUCUGGAUGUAGAUUUCAGGCCUUCCUAAGUUCAAGAAAAUUUGGGGUAGGAUUGAAAAUGAUUUAGAUGAAGGCAAUUAUGAACUAAAAGUGCAAAAUAAAUACAAUAUAAAAUAAUAUAAAGGCCAUAAAAGCUUACUUUUUACAAAUUCAAGUAUUUUAGGAGGCAAAAAUGAAUUUCUGGCUUACGGUUAUGUUGUUAUAGGAACAAUAUUGAAUUUUAUAUCACUUAUUUUCUAUAUAAAAGGAAAAAGAAAUGGAUAAGAAUUUAUAAAUAUUAAAAAUAUGGAAGAAGAUGAAGAUUUAUUAGAAGAAGAUUAAUAUUGA